Penicillium diatomitis is the source of this 225-nucleotide messenger RNA. Its product is annotated as Serine/threonine-protein kinase SCH9. The transcript has a single exon. The record is from RefSeq and is a predicted model, not a curated record. Lineage: Eukaryota; Fungi; Ascomycota; Eurotiomycetes; Eurotiales; Aspergillaceae. The coding region runs from base 1 to 225 and encodes 74 amino acids.
AUGCAAGCCAACUUCAAGGGCUUCACUUUUGUAAACGAGAGCUCUAUCGACCAUCAUCUGAAACACGACCCCGCUGACCGCAUGGACGAGGACCCUCUCAAUGAAGAAACCUGGCAGCGCACCCAUCGGGCCACCCAUUCGAACGAUCAACGUAUGAGCGGUGUCCAAAGGACCGACGGCCCAGAGACGGGGAUUUUCAACGUUGACGAUAAUUUCGACAUGUAA